AUGAAAAAACAUUUAAUUCCAAAUGUAAUAAAUCACGUAAAUAAACCAACAACGGUUUAUUGUGGAGUAGACCCAACAGCUUCAAGUUUACAUCUAGGAAAUCUAUUAGCUCUUAUCAGUUUAUUUCAUUUUAAUAUUUUAGGUCAUCGUACAAUAAUUUUGAUCGGCGGUGCAACUGGUUCAAUUGGUGAUCCGUCAGGACGUAAUACUGAACGAUCACCGUUAUCAUCAUCUAUUGUCGAAAAUAAUGUUCUCGCAAUUGAUCGACAGUUACGAAAGUUUUUUGAUAAUGGCAGUAAUUAUGCGUUAAGACGAGGAUUCAUUAUUGAAAAUGAAAAUAAUAAUGUGAUAAUUAAAAAUAACUUAGAAUGGUUUCAAAAAAUGACAGCGCUUGAUCUAUUAAAUGAUAUAGGAAGAUAUCUCCGUGUGGGAACAAUGCUAUCCAAAGAUAGUGUCAAAUCAAGAAUGGAGAACGAAGGUGGAAUAAGCUUUACUGAAUUUUCAUAUCAAUUAUUGCAAGCUUAUGACUUUUGGUAUUUGUAUAAUUAUCAUGAUUGUCAAAUUCAGUUAGGAGGGAGUGAUCAAUGGGGAAAUAUUACUGCUGGAAUCGAUUUAAUACAAAAAAAGAAGAUAACUAAUUCAAUUAACUUAACUGAAACUAAUUAUAAAGAAAUUAUUGAUAACAAAAAGUCAAAGGAUGCAUUUGGUAUCACUAUACCUCUAUUAUUAACAUCCUCAGGAGAGAAAUUUGGCAAGUCCGCAGGAAAUGCAAUUUGGUUAGAUGACAAAAUGACCAGCACUUACGAAUUUUAUCAACAUUUUGUGAAAGUUGCGGAUACUGAUGUAGAAAAAUAUCUACAAAUGUUCACAUUUUUGAAAGACGAAGAAAUAUCUCAAAUUCUCAAAACGCAUUUUGAAUCUCCAGAGAAACACUAUGCACAAGAAAAAUUGGCGUCGGAAAUUACAGAAAUGGUUCAUGGAUUGAUAGGCCUCAAAAAAGCUCGACUUGCUACCAAUAUUAUGUUUGGUACACCAAUAAAGGACUUGUGCGGUCAAGAUAUAGUUGAAGCUUUUGAGAAUGACACUCAACUUUUAACCACAGUCAAUCGUAAUGGAAUUCUUAAUUGUUCAAUUGAUCGUGUUGCAGUUUCUGCUGGUGCAUGUAAAUCGCGCACUGAGGCAAAUAAAUUAAUUAAAUCUGGUGGAUUUUAUUUAAAUAAUGAACGAGUAAAAGAUCCUCAACAUAAAUUAGUAGAAAGUGAUCUGUUAGAUGGAAUAUUAUUUAUAUUUAGAACGGGUAAAAGUAAUUAUCGUUUAGUAAAGGUUAUAGGCUAA
Messenger RNA from Diversispora eburnea, 1335 nucleotides. The record is from the annotation of a GenBank genome assembly. Lineage: Eukaryota; Fungi; Glomeromycota; Glomeromycetes; Diversisporales; Diversisporaceae.